AUGCAAAAGGUGUGUUUUGUUCAAGAGGCUGGAUAUCGAUCAACUGGAGGAAGCCUUGCUAACAUAGCAGAUAGGCACCAAUCAUCUAAGCUUCACAUUAUGAACCACACCGCUCUCAAUUUGCUUGGUAAUACUGACGUGGCAUGUGCACUAGAUGAAGCAAGAGCCAGAUCAAUUGCCCAGCAUAACCACAAGGCCACAAAAUGCACACGCAUACUUCAGCACCAUAUUAACAUUGCAUUAUUUUUGUCAGCACAAGGUUUGGCAUUUCGAGCGCACGAUGAAUCCAAAUCUUCGUCAAAUAGGGGUAACUUUGUCGAAUUAUUGGACCUUUUAGGAUCCUACUGUAAUGAACUACGAGAAUUUCUCGACAACGAACGAAUUACCUACACGUCGCAUGACCCGCAGAAUGAUCUGAUCGAGUGUAUGUAUCAGGAAGUCAGAACUGAAAUUGAAAAGCGGAUCAAAAAUUCUACGUUUCUGUCCGUUAUGAUGGAUGACACUAGUGACAUCAGUAACGUUGAGCAGUUGGCGAUCUCGGUGCGGCUAAUCAAUAAUGGAGAGAUCGAAGAACAUUUGCUGGCAAUGGUUGAUUCGUCAAGAGAUCAAUCGGCCGAUGGCUUGACUAAUAUUUUAAUGCAAACACUGAGCAAUUACAAAGUGCUUCCAGACAAGGAUGAGGAAAAGCUGAUUGGCCAGUCUUAUGAUGGAGCUCCGUCGAUGAGUGGUGCAUUAAGCGGUGUGCAGAGACAAGUUCAAGAUAAUUUUCCGUUCGCUUUUUACAACCAUUGUGUUGCACACAGGAUGUCGCUUUGUGCCUCUCAAACAGCAAGGAAAAUUCAAAAUGUUGCCAGCUUUUUUGAUACUGUUGACAGUGUCGUUAAAUUCUUCAGAAGUAGCCCGAAACGCAAACAUUUACUUGGCCGUAGUUUGCCCAAACCUGGCGAUACCCGCUGGCUCUCUCGAGACACCGCAAUAGAAGCUAUCGAUUCUUUGUAUGAGGUUAUUGGAACAGUGUUAUUUGAAAUGGCUCUAGAUGGAGAUGAGAAAUCGGAAAUACGAACAACUGCAAGGAGACUAUGCACAAAAAUUCAGCAUAUUAAAGGAUUUUCAAGAUGUGUUGGAAGCCCUCGACUUCAAUGA
Molecule: messenger RNA, 1143 nt
Organism: Rhopilema esculentum
Lineage: Eukaryota; Metazoa; Cnidaria; Scyphozoa; Rhizostomeae; Rhizostomatidae
Source: RefSeq, a predicted model, not a curated record